Maylandia zebra (zebra mbuna) is the source of this 2665-nucleotide messenger RNA. Its product is annotated as palmitoyltransferase ZDHHC12-B. Lineage: Eukaryota; Metazoa; Chordata; Actinopteri; Cichliformes; Cichlidae. The record is from RefSeq and is a predicted model, not a curated record. Gene Ontology annotation, molecular function: protein-cysteine S-palmitoyltransferase activity. Gene Ontology annotation, cellular component: Golgi apparatus; endoplasmic reticulum. Gene Ontology annotation, biological process: peptidyl-L-cysteine S-palmitoylation; protein targeting to membrane.
AAACAAGGAAGUAGACUGAAUGAACAACAUAAAAACAGAAGUCGGUUGUUUUAUUUUUGAUUGAAUGCGUAUUUACGCCUGUAAUCGACUCCAGAUUAUUUUCUACAUUUCUACAUUUGCUUUGUAGUAUAUUUAAAAGUUUCUCGGUCUUUAUUUAAUAUAUAUGUGUUUAUUUCGGUAAUGCUAACCUUCUUAGCUGGCUCGUUAGCAGCGGUGACAGGUGACAGGUGCUUUUAUUAAUAUGGUGCAGAACGUGUUUCGGAGCGGGUUUCUGGUCCGGGUCGCUCACACACUGCUCACCUGGAUCAUAACCGUCAUUCUGUUCCUGCACAACACUAGCUUGCGGAGAUGUGAGGAGCAGGGAGAGCUGCUGCUGCCGGCUCUCUUCUUCUUGCUGGUCGUUCUGUCAGUGCUGUUGUACUUUGCCGUUUCCCUGAUGGACCCCGGCUUUGUGCUCAAUGACACUGUCAAGGGCGCUCAGAGUCCGAAUGAAGAAAUGGAGGCGAUGAUCCCUCAGUCAUCGACCCCUCGUUUGAGGCGCUGUGGAUACUGCCUGCUGCAGCAGCCAAUGAGAGCGAAGCACUGCCACAUGUGUAAACGCUGCGUCCAUCGCUUCGACCACCACUGCCCGUGGAUUGAGAACUGCGUGGGAGAGAGGAACCACCGCUGGUUCAUCAUCUACCUGCUGGUGCAGCUGCUCACCCUGCUGUCGGGCCUUCACGUCGCUCUGUCAGGCAUUUCUCCUGCUCUUACGUGGGAGCAGUGGUUCAGGGUGAAUGGCUUUCUGCUGGCAGCGUUGUGCAUAGUCGGGAUUUUCUCCGUGGUUGUGGUGGUGCUGCUAGGCUCCCACUUGUACCUGAUUUCUAUCAAUUGCACCACCUGGGAGUUCAUGUCCCGCCACAGGAUCUCAUACCUGAAGACCUGCAAGGACGAGGAGAAUCCGUUCGACCGUGGCGUCCUCUGCAACUUGUGGGAUUUCUUCUGCAUCUGCAGGACGGUGAUGUGGGAGAAGGUUUACCACAGAAACACGUUGAAUCCAGUCUGACCCCACAGAGGCUGGAGUCAACUAAUCUCUGACUGGUUUUGUAUUUUCACAAAGAUGAAAACAGGAGAAUGAGAAAGUGUUUGUCUUUAAUUGUUUUAUCCAGAUACAAAAAUCAAAAGGAAACUUUUUGGACUGAAACAGCAGACCGUCUCAGGAGGAUUGUAAUCACUCUGGUGCUCCCAGCAGUUCCUGUUCUUGGCUGGAAACUCGGACUUGUUUUCAUGUAACAAAUUAAUCCAAACCUCAGAGGUAUCUGUGCGCAGUGUUGCCUUAACACAAUCCCUUUACCCGUAUUUACAAUUAACAUUGAAACACACGUUCAGUGUUGGUGUUUCACCGUGUGAUGCGCAACAGCUGAUGUCACGGGUUUGCAUGUGGGGGUGUUUUUGACGUGUGUCACUGGCUCCGUUUGAUUAUUCCAGCUACACUUUGAGAAGGUCAGCGGACGUAAAUAAAUAAAAGAACCUGAUAGUCCGCACAUCUCUUAAUAUGGAAAGGAUAACUGGAGUUGGACCUUGUUUCAGUCUCAGCACCUUGUUAGUGCUGCCUGUGAUUUUAUGAACCAAAAGAUGCACUUAGUGUUAACGGCACAUUAAAGGGCUCAUUUUUAUUCUUGGAUUCUAGACUAGCCUUCCAUGAUUCAAGGCUCAAAAUAAUCUUUGGUACAGCCUCUCAGUUCGUUCUCUGUCUGAAACAAGCUGCUUUAACUCCUCCCUCUUUAAACAAACUGUCUUCUGUUUGGCUGUUAUCUGCAAACAGAAGGUUUGAACACCCAGUGGGCGGGGCUUCUAAGCUAAAAGAGCAUAGGCUGUGUAUAGAAGUUGGAUUUAGUUGAUGUGAUGUGACCACUGGUUUGCAAAGGCUCGUCUUAAACACUUUCCCCCAUAAACAGGACAUCUGAACACUUAAUGAAGAGUUAUUCUUCGUCUAGCUAUCGUCUUUGCUUGUUGAAACCAGACACCAGUCACAAAGCAAACCACGCUGCAUCAUCAUCAUAUAUUAGGGAUAUACAAAGAACAGAAGAACAGUUUGAAUCUGAGCAUUAAGAGCAGUCUGAAAUCUCAGCUUUUGGCUCUCAGUUAUGUUUGACUCUUCAGUCAGAAAGAGGAAGAGAAGGAAAAGCAGAUCCAUGUUAAGUGUUUUCUGAAUGUCAAACUGAGCUCUCUUGCCUUGAAGUUAGGUGGUGUUUAAAAUAUCAGUGUACAAGUGGCACAUAAGUUGUUUGGGUUUUUUUUAAAAAGUUGAAUAAAAGACAAAAAUAAGCACUAAAUGUGAUUGAAACACUCAGGUUUGGUCACUGCUCUCUGUAAAGCACGGUUGUCAAAUAUAAGGCCCGGGGGCCAGAAUUGGCUCAGCAAAGACUCCAAUCUGGUCCAUGUGUGAAAUUUGUAACGCUGACAGAAGGGAGAAGUUUGACAUCCCUGCUGUGAAGGUUUCUGUUGUUAAGUGAUGAGAGUGGUGACCCCACAUUAUUUACACUAAAUGCCUUUAAACCUGCUGAUGUUUGGUACCUGCCUGUAAACUGAUGUCAGUAAGUUCAUUUUUUACCAAGUUUUAACUGUAAUGUUCUGUUUGUAUUUAUUGACAACAAAGAGUACAUUAAAACACAGAUGAUAUGCA